This is a messenger RNA of Choloepus didactylus (southern two-toed sloth), 2751 nucleotides long. It is a transcript of the gene DEPDC1, whose product is annotated as DEP domain containing 1. The transcript is spliced from 12 exons. Gene Ontology annotation, biological process: intracellular signal transduction. The record is from RefSeq and is a predicted model, not a curated record. The coding region runs from base 1 to 2442 and encodes 813 amino acids. NCBI's taxonomy places the organism in Eukaryota, Metazoa, Chordata, Mammalia, Pilosa, Megalonychidae. Gene Ontology annotation, cellular component: nucleus; transcription repressor complex.
AUGGAGAAUCGAGGUGUGCCUCCCGGGCCUUAUCGGGCCACCAAGCUGUGGAAUGAAGUUACCACAUCUUUUCGGGCAGGGAUGCCUCUGAGGAAACACAGGCAACACUUUAAAAAAUAUGGCAAUUGUUUCACAGCAGGUGAAGCAGUGGAUUGGCUUUAUGACUUACUAAGAAAUAAUAACAAUUUUGGUCCUGAAGUUACAAGGCAACAGACUAUCCAACUGUUGAGAAAAUUUCUUAAGAAUCAUGUAAUUGAAGAUAUCAAAGGUCGAUGGGGGUCAGAAAAUCUUGAUGACAACAAUCACCUAUUCAGAUUUCCUACAACUUCCCCACUUAAAACUCUUCCAAGAAGGCAUCCAGAAUUGAGAAAAAACAGCAUAGAGAACUUAUCUAAAGAUAAUAUUUUUAAAUUACGAAACUUAUCUCGUAGGACUCCUAAAAAGCAUGGAUUACAUUUCUCUCAGGAAAAUACAGAGAAAAUAAAGUGUGAAUCAAUCAAUGAAGACCAAGAAAACUCAGUUGAUAAUAGAGAAAUAAGCCAGGGAGAUGUUGAAGAAGUUUGGAGAUAUAUUAUUCUGAUCUACCUGCAAACCAUUUUAGGUGUGCCAUCUCUGGAAGAAGUCAUAAAUCCAAGUCAAGUUAUUCCUCAACAUAUAAUGUACAACAUGAGCAAUACAAGUAAACAUGGAGUAGUUAUACUACAAGACAAAUCAGAUGACCUCCCUCACUGGGUAUUAUCUGCCAUGAGAUGCCUAGCAAAUUGGCCAAAAAGUAAUGAUAUGAAUAACCCAACUUAUGUUGGAUUUGAACGAGAUGUAUUCAGAACAAUUGCAGAUUAUUUUCUAGAUCUCCCUGAGCCUCUACUUACCUUUGAGUUUUAUGAAUUAUUUGUGAAUAUUUUGGUUGUUUGUGGCUACAUCACAAUUUCAGAUAGAUCCAGUGGGAUACAUAAAAUCCAAGAUGAUCCACAGUCUUCAAAUGUCCUUCACCUAAACUGUUUGAAUUCCUUCAAAUCAACUGAGUGUCUUCUUCUCAGUCUGCUUCGUAAAGACAAAAAUAAAGAAGAAUCAGAGUCUGCUGAGAGACUGCAGAUAAAUGAUCAUGGAUUUCAAGAAAGAUGUACUAGGAAAAUGCAACUAGUUAAUUUAAGAAACAGAAGAGCAAGUGCUAAUGACAGAAUGGGAGGAAGUUGUCAUAAUUUAAUAGGCUUAAGUAGUAUGCAUGUUCUACCUUCUAACAUCAAACCAAGGUGCUGUUCUUUGGAAGGAAUUGUAGAUAUGCCAGGGAUUUCAAGUAAAGAGGUCUCCAGUGUCUUCCAUCAAUCUGUUUUGAGCAUAGAAGGACAAACUAAUAAACAAUUUAUAGCAUCUAAUCCCAAACAAGAAUCCCUACCAAAUCUUCAUUCGGAAGAAAAUAUUCAAAAACCACCCUGUGUUGUUUUUAAGAGAACUUCUACUUUGACUUUUCAAGACCAAGAGGCAUUGUGUAGUGGGGACUGCAAGCCAAAGCAGCUUUGUAGAUCUCAGAGUUUGCUUUUAAGAAGUAGUACAAGAGAGACUAGCUAUAUCAAUUUACCAGUGGCUGAAAUUACCAUGAAACCAAAUUAUAGCAAUCAUCUCGGACAAGGCAGCACAAAUGUGCAAACAGCUAUGGAAUGUGAACCCCGAGAGUCUAGUGCCACAAUCAAUAAAAGACUCUGCAAAAGUACAGUAGAACUUUCAGAAAAUUCUUUUCCUCCAGCUUCUCUGUUGACUGGCACACAAAGUUUGUUGCAGCCUCAUUUAGAGAGGGUUGCUAUCAGCGCGCUACAAUUAUGUUGCUUGUUACUUCCCCCACCAAAUCGUAGAAAGCUUCAGCUUUUAAUGCGCAUGAUUUCACGUAUGAGUCAAAAUGUUGAUAUGCCCCAACUUCAUGAUGCAAUGGGUACAAGAUCACUGAUGAUACACACUUUUUCUCGGUGUGUCUUAUGCUGUGCCGAAGAAGUGGAUCUUGAUGAGCUUCUUGCUGCAAGAUUAAUUUCUUUCUUAAUGGAUCAUCACCAGGAAAUUCUUCAAGUACCCUCGUACUUACAAAUUGCAGUGGAGAAACAUCUUGACUACUUAAGAAAGGGUCAUAUUAAAAAUCCUACAGAUGGACUUCUUGCUCCUUUGCCAACUUACUCAUACUGUAAGCAGAUUAGUACACAGGAGUUUGAUGAACAAAAAGUUUCUACCUCUCAAGCUGCAAUUGCAGAACUUUUAGAGAAUAUUAUUAAAAAUAAGGGUCUGCCUCUUAAGGAGAAAAGGAAAAAACUAAAACAGUUUCAGAAGGAAUAUCCCUUGAUAUAUCAGAAAAGAUUUCCAACCACAGAGAUUGAAGCAGAACUUUUUUGUGACAAGCCUACAAUCAAGCAACCAAUGCUCAUUUUAAGAAAACCAAAUUUUCGUAGUUUAAGAUACUAACUGAAUUAAAAAUUAUGUAAUACUUGUGGAACUUUAAUAAGCCAUUCCUGAGAAUACAGAUACUAUAAAAAGGAAGCUUAUUAUUAAUAGGUUUUCCUAAAUAAACAAACUAUGUAUAAGGAAGUGCCAAAAUAGUUUAAGAAACAUUUUCCGUGUGAGACUAACAAACUAUUGGAUCUCAACUAAAAGCAAAUAAUAGUGAGAAUAGUGAUACCAAAUAUUUAACCAGAAACAAUCUUCUCUCUUUUAUACAACUAUUUGGAAAAGCUAUCAUGAUGUGUGCCAGAAAUUUAUUUACUUGAAUUUUUU